Messenger RNA from Nothobranchius furzeri (turquoise killifish), 2425 nucleotides. It is a transcript of the gene ecd, whose product is annotated as ecdysoneless homolog (Drosophila). Gene Ontology annotation, cellular component: nucleus. NCBI's taxonomy places the organism in Eukaryota, Metazoa, Chordata, Actinopteri, Cyprinodontiformes, Nothobranchiidae. The record is from RefSeq and is a predicted model, not a curated record.
AUUAAUAUACGGUACAAAGGUUAAUUUUUAAGUGAGAUAUUUUAUAACGUACAUACAUUUGUAACCGGAACUUCAUCGAAAGAAAUGUGAGUGUCGACUACAAAUUGUGGACGGACCUAAACAGUCACUGAUGGCGUGCUAGCAACGUCAGAAAAUACCAAAUUUCUUCAGUUCUGGUUUGCAGAGAUUUAAAAUUAAAAGGACCUUUUACAUGCACGACAAGCUACAAUGGAUGCUCUGCAGAAAAGGAUGAUUCAAGAAGAUACGGUUCAGUACAAACUAUUCUUGGUCCAGUCAAAUGGUUUAUCUUCUCAGCAGACUGAAGAACGCCUAAAAUGCUUGACAGAGGAGAUUUUGGCUAAAUUAGCUCCACUUUUGGUACAGUAUAUCUGGCAACAUCAGCCAUUCAGCCUCAGAUUUCAUUCAGAGAAAGGAAAUAUUCCUGCUCACAUUGGAGGCAGCAGUCAGUUUGGAGACAACGUUGAGGACGAGUGGUUUAUUGUUUACCUCUUGAAGCAGAUCACAGAAGUUUUUCCAGAGCUUGCAGCCAGGGUUGAGGACAACGAUGGGGAGUUUAUUCUGAUCGAAGCUGCUGAUUACCUUCCAAAGUGGUUGAACCCAGACACGAGUGAAAACAGGGUUUUUCUUUACAAGGGAGAGCUGCACAUCCUUCCUUGCCCCUCCAAACUAAGUCCAGUGGGCUUCCCAGUUGAUGUUGUUCCCAGUGUGGCAGAAGCCAUAGCACUACUCUCCACUCAUCCAGACUCCUGUCAGGCCAGCCCUAAGAUAUGCUCAGCUCUGAACAAGAGAAUAAAAGAGUAUCCAGAGAAGAUCCAGAGUAACCUCCACCGGGCUCACUGCUUCAUACCUGCAGGGGUAGCCACUGUUCUGGCGCAGCGUCCAGACCUGGUUGCUCCUGCGGUUUCAGCGUUUUAUCUGCGGGAUCCGGUGGAUCUACAGGCCUGUCGAAGCUUCAAGACUUUUCCUCCUGAUACGAGAAUCCUCACUUUGGUGACGUUCACCCGCUGCCUUUAUGCACAGCUGCAGCAGCAAGAUUUUAUCCCAGAUCGGAGGAGCGGAUUUAGCCUGCCUCCUCGCUCUCAUCCUCAGUACAAGGCUUAUGAGUUGGGCAUGAAACUGGCCCAUGGCUUUGAGAUCCUGUGCUCUAAAUGCAGACUGCCGUCCUCGGAGCCAAACGCGCCAGUAAGCUGCAACCCCCAGUGGAAAGGCUUCUUGGAGAGCCUGAAAAAGAACGACUACUUCCAGGGAGAGCUGGAGGGUUCGGUACGUUUUAAAGAACGCUUAAGAUCAGCAGAAAUUUUCUUCAAGUACUCCGUUGUCUCAAAGUCAAGUCCUCUGUCCCCUGGGGAGGAAGUUGUUGAGGUGCUUCACAGCAGUCCUCCGUUCGACUUGGAGGAAUUGAAAAAACAGCAGUCACAGCUUCCCCAAGAGGACAGUGACAGCUGGCUUGAUGUCACAGCUCAGGAUUUGGAGCUGUUAUUGCAAGAGAGAAGCAGCAGGAGAGUUGAUGUUGGCAGCAAAAGCUCCAUUUCCACUAAUCAGAAGCAGCAUGUCAGUGAAGCAUCAGAGGCGGGAAAAGAGAUGGAGGACAGCAAGGACGAAGAGGAGGAUGCUGGUUACAGCCUGGUAGCUGUCAGUCAAGGGAUGAAGGACUUCCUGAAUGCCAUGUCGUCAUACGAAGGAGCUGAAAUGCCCUGGAAAAGUGUAACACAGCCUUUUAGCUUUGACCCGGACACCAUGGCCAGCGCUCUGGACAAAUUACUAGGAAGCAAAGAAGAGCUAGAUUCUGAUGAUUUAGAUGAUGACGAUGAUGAUGAUGACGACGAGGACGAGACAGAGAAGGGCUCAUCUGAUCAUGCAGAUAUGAGUGGAGCAGAAACUCUGGAUGGUCUCAAAAGAUACAUGGACCAAAUGGAUCAGGAGCUGAUGAGCACUAAUGUGGGACAAAGCUUCACGCAAACGAAUUACAACAAGACCGAUUGGGACGGGAGCUCCUCACCUCCCUCCGCGGGAGACGGUCUCCCGGGGGAGGAGGAUGGAAUGGAAGCAGAAGACAUCCAGCCAUUAGACAUUGAUGUUAAUUUGGUCACAAAUCUGUUAGAGUCGCUGAGUAGCCAGGCUGGACUGGCUGGACCUGCUUCUAACCUGCUGCAGAGCCUGGGGUUGCAUCUGCCGCCCAACUCCGAUCCCUCAUAGAGGAGGGCGGAUGUUGGGAAUCAGGGAAGUGACGGAAAAAGCCAAAGUCCAGUGCCUUCAUUACAAAUAACUUCAAAAGAAAAAUGUGUGUGUGUGUGUAAAUAUAUAUCUACGGUAUAUUACUGUAAAACAGUUUUUUUAUGGAUGUAGGACAUGUCCUGUGGAGCACUUCCAAAAAAAUUCAAUAAACUAAUGAUCUCAAACACAA